Messenger RNA from Nothobranchius furzeri (turquoise killifish), 16994 nucleotides. RefSeq names its product E3 SUMO-protein ligase ZBED1-like. The record is from RefSeq and is a predicted model, not a curated record. Gene Ontology annotation, molecular function: protein dimerization activity. NCBI's taxonomy places the organism in Eukaryota, Metazoa, Chordata, Actinopteri, Cyprinodontiformes, Nothobranchiidae.
UCUGGGGGAUGUACGCAAGAAGUAAAAUGCAGAAAAGAGGGAACAGAUGAGACAGUAGCAGUAAAAGUCCUUCAAGAGAUGCCAGCUGUGAAUCUAGCAGAUACAACCCUUCCAGGGGACGCUGUCAUCACAAUUGAGCAUUUUCAUACUGGCAGUUUUAGCUCUAGUGUGUCAGAGACAGAUGAAAUAUCAGCAGGAAGCCCAACUACUGACGAUGAUAGUGUCACAGAGGUGGAAAUUCUCAAGUCAGACUCAGACCUGUCUGAAUCAUGCAGUAACACAGAAUCCCCACCUUUAACACUGGAGAAAGGUGAUAAAUUAAUUAACUCGUCAGAUGUUUACCAAAUUGAGGAAGUCUUUAGAUCUGGGGGAUGUACGCAAGUAGUCAAAUGCAGAAAAGAGGGAACAGAUGAGAUAGUAGCAGUAAAAGUAUUUACAAAACAAAAGAACUGGCAAGCAAUGAAGGAGGUGAAUGCAUACGAUGAUCUCAGUGAUCAGAACUCUGACAAAAACAAAGAGAUCAGAUUAAUGGACACUUUUAUUUACAAGGACUGCUUAUGCCUUGUUUAUGAAUUUUCACCUCAAAGUUUUUGUGAACCAUUAGAAGCACAAACAUCUACAUGUCUAAGUGUGGCUGUCAAGGUCUUCACCUGCGUCUCCCUUAUGGGUCUCCUCGUGUACUCCACGUUCCUCUAUGGAUACUGUAACUAACCCUAAAAUGACAUCAUCUUUUGCUUGUAUUUUAAUUUGGCACAAAUUGCCUUUAUUUAUAAUCCUUUUAAAUCAACUUCCUGUUUGAAUGAAAUGCUUUUAUUUCGAAGGGUCUAUUUCCUGUUCUAACAGUUAAUGCAAGCUAUCUUAACGGCCAAAGCAGCUUUGACAGAGAUCUAAUAGUAGGAUCGGAGCCAGAAGAUCAGAGAUGCAGUCAGGGUCCGAAAUUAACACUCGCCACUCGCCAAAUGUGAGUAAAUUGCUCCAUUUGGCGAGUAAAUUUUUGAGCUCUACCUGCCACCUGGCGAGUAAAUGUUUGCACCAAAUUAGUUAUGUUUAUCAGUCAUCUUCCACGGAUUUCUGAUACUCCUCCCGCCUGCAUGCAACUUACACAAACGUACGCGAAACGUGAACGCCGCAUCCAACGUCAUUUCCACCUAUCCCAUUCAAUCAGUUUAUCAAGUUAGCGGUUAGCUUCGUGUUAAAACUAGCGGUGAAAUGUGGCGGUUUUUAACUGGAGUCAGCCAGCCUUCCAAAUGAAAACUCGUCGAACUGGAAAAAAAACCACCAGGACCAGUGGCAACCAGAAGAUUUUGUGAAAAGUGGCGAACUGGAGACGGCGGAGUCGUGAGACAAUGGCUACAUUAUGAUGGCCACGUAGCGUUGCUGCGUUUCACAGACAACUGGCCCUCGGCAUUCUUCAAAUAUCCAAAAAAUGCCCAUACUUCCGACUUUGUCUUCUUUGAAGGAUAAUAAAUGUCCCAAGUGCUGCCGUCUCCUCCUGCCAUUAUUUCAGCUUUAGCUUAAAGAAAGUUUUGGUCGUAAACAACAAAGUGCGCAUGUGCCGCCGGCAACUUCUAGCAGAUGAUACGGUGGCUGGUAAGGGUCACCGCGCUUACACCGCAGCCACGGUAAUCCACCGAGAUAAUAUAUAUAUAUAUUUUCAAACAAGACUGUUAUUAUUUAUUGUCAACUUUUUUACCGGGGUUUACUGCUACACCGGUUACCGUGACAACCCUAGCCCUGACACACUUUCAGAUAUUCUCAUGGUGAAGCUGUGUUCUCCAGAGAUCAAGGACUAUGACCCAAAUGAGGCUGUAAUGCUUUGGCACAAAGACGGUAUCAGAAGCAGGAGGCCAGACUUCAUGGACAGAGAAAACAAGGAGUCUGACUAGAUUUCAAUGAAAGAGUUCAUAAAAACAUCUCUAAAAAUAAAUAAAUAAAUAGUAAAAAUGACAAAAGAGUUGUUUUCCUUAUUAAUUGAUGUUUUAAUUAUUUUGUCACUCUGUUUGGAAUCAACAUAAUAUAGAAUUACAUGCUUUAGGUAGAUCUAAAUCAUUUAUAAUUUUGGCCGGUAAAAAAUAUGCUUGGCCGGUAGAUUUUCAUCAUCUACCGGCCAACUUGGCCGGUGAGUAAAAAAAUUAAUUUCGGACCCUGGAUGCAGCGGUGCAGACAGGGUAAUCCAAAGGCGAAGUCGGGGACGGAGCAGGAUCAGAGCCAGAAGAUCAGAGAUGCAGCGGUGCAGACAGGGUAAUCCAAAGGCGAAGUCGGGGGCGGAGCAGGAUCGGAGCCAGAAGAUCAGAGAUGCAGCGGUGCAGACAGGGUAAUCCAAAAAGGCGAAGUCGGGGACGGAGCAGGGUUCUGGAUCUUCAAUGGUGAAUAACCACUUAACUGUGGGCAUCCCUUUUAUUUGCCUCCAUUAUGUGGUAUUGUUUUGCCAUUUGGUUAAAUGGCAAAUGAACGUGUGCAAACCAAGAACAAAUUCAAACUAAUUUUUUAUCAACUUAGUAAAUAUUUAAUAAAGUAUCUUUCUUUACAUUGCAAGCUUCAGGUUCCUUAUAAACAAGACAAAAAAACAUUUUUAUACAUUACCCGUUCAUCAAACUUCUGUAACAGGAUGUCCAUGUCAUGGGCGUCGCACCUGUGGGGGAUGUGGGGGUUUCACCACCCACACAUUUCUUAUUGAGAUUGUUCAACACUAGGGUUGUCACGGUAAUCGGUGUAGCGGUAAACCCCGGUAAAAAAGUUGACAAUAAUAAUAACCGUCUUGUGUUUAAAAAUCUAUAUUAUCUCGGUGGAUUACCAUGGCUGUGGUGUAGGCGCGGUGACCCUUACCAGCCACCGUAUCAUCUGCUGAAGUUGCCGACGGCACAUGCGCACUUUGUUGUUUACAACCAAAACUUUCUUGAAGCUAAAGCUGAAAUAAUGGCCAAAGGAGGAGAUGGCAGCGCUCAGAACAUUUAUUAUCCCUCAAAGAAGACAAAGUGGGAAGUACGGGCGUUUUUUGGAUAUUUGAAGAAUGCCGAGGGACAGUUGAUAGAAGACGGCUAUCCUGUUUGCAGCACAUGCAGGAAAAAGUGUCUGUGAAAGGCAGCAACGCUUCAAAUCUCAUGACACAUCUGCGUGACCAUCACCCACAACUCUACAGUCAACGCAAGGCAAGUUAACGUUAGCGUUUUAGCUAAAAAUGCGUGAUCCAAGGAUUUGGGUUGAGGGAGAAUGCAACGAGUCGCUAUAUAAAGCAGCCGCAGCGCCGCUACCUGCAUAUAAACCGUGUCACGGACACCCCCAUAUUGAAAUGACGCUAUGCAUUACGGGGCUCCCAGGGGCAGAUAAGAGUUGGUCUCUCUCUGAGAAUAAUUAUGAAUUUAACAACGAUUACUGCCUGAUGACAUUUUCCCAAAUCUGCAAAGCUCACUGGAAGGACACAAACCGAGGACAAUAUUUUCCUGAUAUAGGGUUUAUUACUCAAGUAAGGGUAAAAAAGUAUCUGAUCAGAAGGCUACUUGAGUACUGAGUAUCUGCUCUAAUAUUUUUAAAAUGAUGACAUCAAACAGACAAACAAUAAGAAGCUAUGGGCAAAAAUUGGUAUUUUAAAGACUAAAGGGGAAAUAUGUAAACAAAUAAGCAACACAUUUACAAAAUAACAAAUUUUAGGCAACAUUUAGACACAAACUGAGGACAAUAUUUUCCUGAUAUACAGGAUUUAUUUAGGUGUCUGAAAAUGUAACACGUUUAAAAAAAAUACCGCGAUAAUACCGAAAACCGUGAUAAUUUUGGUCACAAUAACCGUGAGGUUAAAUUUUCACACUGUGGCAACCCCAGUCUCUACUGAUCUAACUGGACCUGGUUUUGUUGGAGAUUGCUCCCAGGUUUCCCUGUCAAUGAGGCAAUAUUUGCAGAAGUAUCUGCUUCUACUGAAGGUUUCAGUAAAACCUCCAACUAGGGCUGGGCGAUCAUAUGAUCGCACUUUGUGAUCACGAUCAUUUUCAGUUCAAUUACGGUGAUCAGCUGGGAGUCUCGAUCAGAAAUAACAGAUGUUUGCAGCCUCAGUAGGGGGCGCUAACCCUCCAUGCGCGUUGGUUGCCCACCGCCAUUUAACAAAAAGAAGAAGCAUUUACAAUUACACUUUUCCUGCUCCGCUACUUCGGUGAAGAGGUUUAAUAUGCAGAGUGGCCAAACGUGGAGCUGAAGACAGCGAAGUAGAUCCCAGUCAUGACUCGGAGUUGUCUUCUGGAGAUGAAGACAUUGUUCAGAAGAAAAGUUACUCAACGUCAGUUGUGUGGCGGUGGUUCGGGUAUCUCAAAAGUGACGUUGAGCAAAUCAAGCCUACAUGCAAGGUAUGUCGGCGAAUGGUGCCUUCAAAAACUGGCAACACUACGAAUCUAUUUAAUCAUCUAAAGAAAUACCACCCAAGUGAUUAUACAGAGAGCGUGAAAAUGCGAGCAGUGUCCGGACAACUUGUUAGCUUGUCUCAAAGUAGACUUAGCACUAGCGCGGCUGCUAGCAGUGGUCCAGCCGGCACUGGCGGUGCAGCUGCACAACCAAAACAGCAAUCAAUCAUCUCGUCAUUUUCAGCUGUUGCACCGUACGAGCAGAACUCAAAGAGAAGCAAAAGCAUCACAAAAGCUAUAACUUUUUGUAUAGCAAAAGACAUGAUGCCUCUGAACACAGUAGAGAAAGAAGGAUUUAAGCAUUUAAUCAAAGUGCUGGACCAGAGGUACGAAAUACCUGGCCGAAAGUAUUUUUCUCAAACUGCACUGCCACAGCUGUAUGAUGAAUGCAGAGAAAAUCUAGAGAUGGAGCUCAAAGAUGUUUCAUUCUUUGCAACUACCACUGACCUUUGGUCGAGUCGUUCAUCUGAGCCAUAUUUGAGUCUAACAAUACACUACAUUGACAAGGAGUGGACUCUUCAAAGCACAUGCCUGCAGACAGCAUAUUUUCCGGAGGACCACACAGCUGAAAUCAUCAGUCGGGGGCUGGAGGAUGCACUGGAAUCAUGGAACCUGAGCAAAGACCGCCAGGUGUGCAUCACAACAGAUAACGGAGCCAACGUAGUUAAAGCUGUUGCUCUCCAAGGAUGUACUCGGCUACAGUGUUUUGGUCACCGGCUGCGCUCCGCUAUAGGUGGAAGCAUGAAAGACAAGAGGAUUGAGAGAGCUGUUGGUGUGUCCAAAAAACUGGUCAGUGCUUUUUCUUACUCAUGGAAAAAGAAAAAAGCACUAGCAGCUGCCCAGGAUGAACUUAAACUGCCAAAGCACAAGUUGAUCACAGAAUCCCCCACCAGGUGGGGGUCGCUUCAUGCAAUGAUUGCAAGAAUUCUGGAGCAGGAGAAGGCCAUUGCAAAGGUUUUGUCAGAUGACAGAAAAAACAGGCACCUGAUUCCUUCAUGGCAGGACAUAGAUGUUCUAGAGUCUGUCCACAAGGCCCUGAGUCCCCUGGUUGACUUUACUGACGCCCUUUCUGGAGAAGCAUAUGUCAGUGUCUCUUGUGUGAAGCCUGUUCUUCAGCUCUUUAAUGAAGAGGUCUUAAAGCCAGAUGAUACUGACACAGAACUUACCAAGGCCAUCAAGAAUUCAGUCACCUGCUACUUAAAUGAAAAAUAUGAUGAUGAUGUCACUGAUGACCUCCUGAGCAUGGCAACCCUUGUUGAUCCUCGCUUCAAAACCAACUACAUCCAGGCUGACAAAAAAGAGGCUUUAAAGAUCAACACUGUGUCUCAGAUGUUGGACGAAUGGAAGACUUCACAGUCCAGACAAAUUACCUCAGCAGAAGCCACAUCUUCAGCUGCACCAAUGAAUGUAACAAAAAAGACACUUGGCAGCUUUUUCAAAAAGUCCUUUGCUGUUUCCACGUCUGGUCAAAUAGAUGAACAAGCUGUAGAGGCUGAACUAAACAGUUACCUGCAAGUGCCAAAUGCAGACAGUGAAACCAAUCCACUGGUAUGGUGGAAGAGCCACUCCACAACAUAUCCCAGAGUUAGCCUCUUGGCAAAGCGGUACCUCUGUAUUCCUGCUACUAGCUCACCCUCAGAGAGGGCUUUUAGCACAGGUGGCAAUAUUGUGUCAUGCCACAGGGCAGCUUUAAAGCCAGAUGCUGUGAACAGGUUAGUGUUCCUAGCAAAAAAUCUGUCACCAAGUCCUAAGUAAUGUGCACCUCGCUUCAAGACCAACUACAUCCAGGCUGACAAAAUAGAGACUGUAAAAAUCAAGAUGCUGGAUGAAUGGAAGACUUCCCAGUCCAGUCCAACUACCUCAGCAGAAGCCACAUCUUCAGCUACACCAAUAAAUGUAACAAAAAAAGACUCUUGGCACCUUUUUCAAAAAGCCUUUUGCUGUUUCCAUGUCUGGUCAAGCAGAUGAACAGGCUGUAGUCCUAAGUAAUGUGCACCAGUGUCAUGCUCUUGUGUUUACCAGUUUUGCACAUUUUAUUCAUUUGGUUUGUAACAUGGCAAAUCUGAAAAUCAGGUUUACAGUUUAAACUUUGUUCUUUAGGUGUGUGAUUUUCUUUGCCAAAAAUACAGUUUAAUUUGAGUUCAGUUCUAAUUUUAUAUAUUUUUUACUUGUUUUGCAUUGUUUAAUUUUGUAGCUGCAACAUAGUUACACUGCAUUGUUAUCUAAGAUAAAGUGUUUACAAAUUUUGCACAUUUUAUUCAGUUGGUUUAUAGCACAGCAAAACUGACAUUCAGGUUUACAGUUUAAACUUUGGUCUAUAGGUGUGUUAUUGUUUCCAUAAAAUAUUUGAUUGGAGAAUUCUGCACUGCUAAUUUUUAUAUUUGUUUUCUGUUGUUUGAUUUUGUACCUGCAAAGUAGCUAAACAGUAUUGUUAAGAUUAAGUGCCAGUAGCUAUGGCAUAAAUGGCAUUUACAUAUCACAGAUUAAAAAGUUUACAUUUUAGGGUACGUUAAUUUUCCCAAAGCAGAUCAUUUGUUUAUUUUGUGCCUGUAUAGCAUUAAAGACACACAGAAUGUCAAUAAAAGGUUUAACUAAUAUCUAGUUUCUUUAUUUUUACAUUUUAAGCUGCUUUAAACUGACUAUAUAAAAAUUAAUCGUGAUUAAAAUCGAGAUCGAACAAUAUGGAAAAAUAUAUCAUGAUCAAUCUUUUUGCCAUAUCGCCCAGGCCUACAUGAGAUCCUAGAUUAUCUCCUGUUAUGGCCAAAACAGUACCCCUCACAUUGUUCCCUCUAGGACCAUGAAUAUCAUUGUCUUCAAUUUCUUUCAGAUCAUUAACUGCAGUACAAAAUACCUUUUCUUGGCCAGAAAAUUUGAAGUCCUUCUCCCUGCACAACAAAACUAGUUGCAUUUGGUCAACGGAAGACCUGUUGUGUGCCGUGAUCUCUGCUAGCGUCAAAUACAUAGCCAAGAUCUUGUGCUUCUUUCUGCCAGAACCAAGGGGGUUAGCAACCUCAAAUGAAUCUUGAUAUAAGAUUAUACCUACUGAGGAUGGUGAUUCAUUUAAUAAUGUAUUGUUUUUUUAUGAUUUUACCAUCUCUCAGAUCUUCGAGGACUUUAGGAGUUGAUGUUUCAGAUUUUGCUUGGAGAUAUUGCUGAUGAAAUGAUCCUUGGCUAAGUAAUGCCUUGAGUGUCUCUUUAAUGGACACAUACUGGAAAAAUCUCUCUUUUCCAUUUCUGUCAAUACCCAGGUAAAUCGCUGUUGGCUCAACAUAAUUGAAUUCACGCUUGAAAAGUGUUUUCCGUAUUUGAUCACUUCUAAAAACUUUUCAUCAGGUCGUUUUUUACGGAUUAUCAAUGAGAUUUCUGAUUUCAUUUUCAGGCACAUUUAACUGAGUCAAAUCUUGAUGCAACUUAGACAAAAGAUGGGCUGUGCUUGAACUGUGCACCUGCUGGAACUCUUCAAUUAUUUUUUGAAUCACACUGGUAGGCAGCAGCAUUUUAGCCUGCAUCUAGACAUAGAACAAGGCCAAAUUGGUCAUGAACUCAUUCUCAUCUAAUUCAGUGUCACCGUCCAACACUUCUGCUUCAUGACCGUCAUCUAAACCUGGUUGAGCUGUUUUAGUCAUUUCAGUGUCCAACGAGCUAGCUGUGCUAGCAGCAGCAGCAAUAGAGGUGCAAAUUAUUGCUUUGUGUUUCAGACUGAUGUGUGAGGGGAACGAUGAAUGGACAGCAUAGGCGUCAUUUUAACCAGGGACGCCGGGGACAUGUCCCCGGCAAAAUUUGUAAUUGGCAGCUGUGUCCCCCCCACUUUCAAAAAAGCCUGCUGAUGAGGAUUUUUGUUUUACCAGCUCAGAUCUUAUACCAGGGGUCGACAACCUGUUCCCAUCAAAGAGCCAUUAUAACCCGUUUCCCACAGUAAAGAAAACACUGGGAGCCACAGCAGCGCAGCGUUGUGGGCGGGGCCUACCCUCAGACAGCAGAGAGCUGCUCACAACAGGUGACAGCAGCCGGUACCAUGGGCGUCGCACCCGUGGGGGAUGCAACACCCACACUUUUCCAGCUGUUUUGCUCACCUCCACACCAGUCUGGUUUCUUUAGGUCGCACUCACUCUGUUUGCCUCAUCUCCUUCUUCACUUCCGCUUCUGACAGCCGAUGUCGGGUUCAAGGAGAGCAGGAGAUGGAGGGACGGAAGAGGUUGACUGAAUUCAUAAUUUUACAUCUUGACAUUAGCUGUACAAAGUCUGAGUUUGAUCAAGUGAAGAACACCAAUCUGCAGAGGUUUUAACAGGCGCAGCGCCAGGUUUUCAUUUUUGGGUGGGCCACGGUAAUUUUGGAUGGACCUUAAUAAGCAGAGACAAGUGAAGCAGGCAGGUCGCGCUAGAAAAUUUUGUUUAAAAAGACGUCAUAGAUGUGUUCCCCGUCAUUUUUAUUUCUAAAAUAUGAAGUAAAAACUCCCAAUUUAAUUUUCAUUCAUUUGUCAUUAAUAUGUAGUCUACACCCGUGCGUUAAGUGGACCAUCUUCCAGUAAAAGCAAAGCAUCCGGCCCACCUCUCCAAAUGUGUAAAAUGUGCAUCACAGCCACUAGGCGCACCGCGCGCACCGUCAGCUGUCAGCCCAAACAAGAGCAGAGCAAAUAGAGAAAGAAUAGAGGAUAAUUGUCUGGAUGUGGAUGGAGAUUACAUUUUACAUCAGUCUGAUCAUCAUUUAAAUACGUAAACCAUCACCUGUCUUCUAGUCCAUGCUAUCAGCAUUAUUUUAAUUGGUGUGUGUGUGUGUGUGUGUGUUUUCCACUUCAAACACUGGUCUAACCAACCAGCGUGUCCAGUAACACAUUAAUGUUACAAUUAAACAGUUUCACUUCAUGUAGGCUAGGAACAUUUCACCUGCCGUAGCCCGACCGCUUCUGCUCCACAUGAACUUUGUGCGUGACCAAAUGUCUCUACAGGUGCUUUAUGAGCUGAAGAGGCGACUGGAUGCAUCAUGCGUCUCCAUAUUGGAGACAGGAACAAGCGCUAUUCAGCCAAACUUUCAUAAUUUCAUAAAAAUAACAUUUUCCAAGUGACACAUCCCUCAGAGAGACCGGGUUUCCAGACCGCUUCAGUGGGAGGAAAUCAACCAACAUCCUUGAGUUUAUCCGUCAAAAUAAACAGUCAAAUGGAAAUAUCUGUAACCUGUCAUUUAACUGUUUUGCCUUCUUGUGAAGAUUGUUGCAAAGAGAAAAAACUAAACUUGAUUAACCCCAGAGCCACGCGCACUGUGCUGUACUGACUGUAAAUGAGGGGGAAACGAUUUAAUCGGAUCCUUUUCUUUUCAACAUGGUUUAAUGUAAAGUUUCAUUCAGUACAAACUUUAGUUACACCGAUCUAACGAGACAGAUCCUGGAUUUGUAUUCUGAACAGUUUAAACAUGUUUAAAACGGAGACGUGCGUGACGCGUCUAAAAUUCGCACCUGCUCCGCUAUUAUGGAAAUUAAACUAACAGGAUGAAUAACAUGAAAUUAUUUUAGGCACAGACAACAUCCCCCACACUUUUGAAAAGUUUGCAACGCGCCUGGUCGCUCGUGUACGUCAAAGUUAUCUUUCAUAAAAAGAUAAUCAAUAAAACGAUUAAAUAAAGUGGAUCCAGAAGCUGUAGCCCGUCUUUGCCUUCAAUAUUCACACUGUUGGUGGUUUUACUGAGCAGGUGCCACUUUUGUCAUACGUUUCUUUUUAAAACAUGUUUAGACUGUUCUGAAUACAAAUCCAGGCCCUGUCACGUUUGAUUGUUGUAAUUAAACUUUGUAGUUGGGGAAGGUCAGAAAGCAGCUCAGAAGCGCAUGAUUACGCACAAUCGUGACGCGUCAACCCGGUCUCACAGACCGAGUUGGACCUGUUCAGGUUUACGCAGACAGUCUUUACAUUUAGAAUUGGCAUACAGAUGUAAAAUUAAUGCAGUAAAAUAUAAAGCAUUUUAUUUAAAUAUCCAUUCAUUAUUUUACAAGCACAGAGAGCGCAUUAGAUGGAUGGAGGAGCCGCAUGCGGCUCCAGAGCCGCGGGUUGCCACCCCCUGUGCUAGCCUACUUUAUUGUCCCCAGCAAUUUUUAAGCCCCACUCAAGUGUAUGGUUAUUGUCCCCAGCAAUUCUGAAAACAAACUGACGCCCUUGAUGGACAGAAAAAGUCUUUGGACAGUUAUUAAAGGGGCAAGGCACUUUUGUCCCAUUUGUCUUGUGUAGCUGUAGAUGCUCCCAUAAGGUUGCUACACGAUUUGACACAAAGGUACACCCCCCAAAUUUGCAUGUCAAAGCAUGUCCUUGUGUUUGCGCCCUUUAUUUAACUGUGGGUGUAUGGACUCUGUACCAUGGACGUCACUAGGAUUGAGAUAUAGAGGGGGCUUAGCCCCAGGAGCUUGACCUUGAACGUUUUUUGUCACACCCUGCAAAAACUUUGUCAAUUAAUUCAUUAUAUGAAGAACAUUUAACAAAACCUAUUAUUUUAUCACUUUCUUUUCCUUUCCUACCUUUGUGCAUUUUCUCUCUUCUUUUUAUAAAAAAUAACACUUAAUCAGUUCAUUAGUGGGGUCUAUGUUUUGUAUUGUUUCAUUCAACAGCAUAUGUUUAUCGUAUUCCUCAUUUUAAAAAAUAUAUAUAUUUGUAUGCACCAGGAAUAUGGGGGAGGGCAUAUGCAAUUUCAUGUUUUCGAUGGUUUGAGAUAAAUAAAUAAAUUAAAAAAAAUAUGUUGAAGAAAGAUUUUAUGCAAGUCCAUUAAAAAUUAGAUAUAUUUCCAAAUAAAGCUAUUCAUUUCAGUCUACUGCACUUAACAGGGGGAAAUGUUGUAGUCAUUUAUUUAAUUUGUUUAAUUACAACUUGUUUAAUUAUAAAUGUUACUGAAAUGUGACAAUAAAGAACAAAUGAAUAAUUGUCAAACUUUUAUUUUGCCAAAUGAGUGUGCAGUUGAUAGUUUUAAUAUAUGAAUAACACCGCUAUGAUAUGGAAUAAAGGAGUAUAUAAUUAACAAUUACAAGACAAAAUAACAGUAUAUAUAAAAAUAUCCAGCAAGUAGUAGAACUUAUAAUGCAGAAAGUCAACUAUACAGAUACAACUUGGCAUAAGGUUGCAGGUCAGAUGAUAAUUAUAGUUUUUUUUUCUCAAGUUCUCUUACCUGUUCACUCCUAAAUAGAAAACUGUUCAAUUUUGCUUGGGAACUUUGUGCUCAGGUAAAUGCUCAUAACGAUGCGCUCGCCCCUGUUUUCGCUGUAGAUCACUGACCUUGACCAUGCAGAUUUCCUCAGCAUCAACCACCCGGUCUCUCUCCUGUUCCUCACUCACUCUCUUAAAAAAAUCUUCGUAUAUCCAUCUAGCCAACACAUUGAAAAUCAUUUUCAAUUUCUAAUGCCAAAAGAAAUGCUACUAAGCCAUUUAGUUUUCACUCACAAUAACUGAAACAGCCAUUGGUGGAUAAAUGGGACAGAAUAUAGACAACUGUUAGCCUAAUAUAGCCUAUGUUUGGUUGCUCAUGAUGAUGGCAUUUUCCAUAACGUCACAUUAAGCUGCCAAAAUUUAUGUUAAAGUUAGAUGAGUACAAUAUCUCCUUUCUUUACCAUAGGUAAACAUAGGAAAUAUUAAGCAAUUGACAACCCACAUGGAAAGAAUUCAUAUAAACACAUAGGUUUUAAUAUAUGUUUUGAUAUAGCUUUUGAAUAUAUGUGACAUAUAUGAAACUGGCUGUUUACUAGGGAUGGGUACCUUUGACAUUUGAAUCGAUCCGGUACUAAUUCCCGGUACCUACGAGUCGAUACCGGUACUUAACGGUACCAAUUUUCGAUACUUUUGAGUGUUUAUUAUUUUAAUUCUCUUUUAUAAUUAUAUAUUUUUCUCAAUAUAUAACCAUAUUUGAUAAAUAUCACGAUAAAUAACAUACAAGUUUGUAUUUUAACAUCGUCCUUGUAGUUUUAUAAGCUGAUAAUUAAACUGAAGCAAACAUCUUUACUUUGAACUAAAUUUACUGUGUAUCUGUAUUCCUUUUGCCGUCCUUUUUCAUUUGAUUUUUCCUACUGGGAAGUUAGAAUUUCCGAGGAGAAAGCGAACGCACCAUUAGCUGAUAACAACGGUGGCAAUGGAAGCUAACAUAUCAAGCUAACGUUAUCUUUAACAGUUUAUUUAGCUGCUGGAGCAGAUUAAAACGAUGAUGCCUCAAACUUAGAUCGUUGUCACUGGUUUUACCUUCACCCAAUCACCCGUCGCAUUUAGUAAAGUAAAGCCAAACUUUAGAGCGCGUUCAUGUUCUUCUAGUCGGAAAUUCGGAGUUCCGAUGAGAAAGCGAACGCACCAUUAGCGAAACGGAAGCUAACAAAUCAAGGUAACGUUAUCUUGAACAUUUUAUUUACCUACCGGAGCAGAUUAAGAUGAGGAUGUCUCACUUAGAUCGUUGUCUGUCGCUAGUUUCAUCACCCAGUUACCCAUCACAUUUAGUGAAGUGGACCCAAGCUUUAGCGUGCGUUCUUUCUACCAUGCUACUCUGUUUACAACGGGCUCGCAGGGACCGGCGACAUAACGCUCUUGCGCAUGCGCAACUGUCUUGGCAGUACCGAAACGAGGCACCGUUUGAAAUGACGUGAAUCGGUGUUCGGUCGGUACUAUGGAAUUCGGUCGGUACCUUAAAAAGUACCGAAUUCGGUACUCAUCCCUACUGUUUACUAUAUUAUAGAUACAUAUAUGUACCUAUAAUAUUUAUAUUAUAGAAAAAAUAUAUAAUAUAGAAAAACGGUCAAUAAUAUACUCAUUCGGCCAUAUUCUGAUUCAGGUUUUUAGUGUGGAGUGAUUUUUGUGCCACCAACUGGAGCGUGCAGUGAUCAAUCUGCAAGAGCACAACCUGCUCUGCAGUCGUAUGCAGCCCUCUCUCUGCAUGCUCAACUCCGUCUUGUUGGUCUUUCUUCUGUUAGACCAAGCACGGGUACGGAGAAGAUGGAGUUAAACACCUUUUGAGUUGGCAGAAUGUGGAGACAAAUGAUCAGAAGUCCAGUCACUGUUUUCACCGCUCAUGAGGGGGAGAGCCUUUGCAACAUACAGCAGGUCCCGCGACCUGCUCCCGUCAGUUGCUUCGGACAGACUCUCCCCGUUCUGCUGAAACGGCUGAUUUUUAUUGAAGAGUACAGGAAUGUAACAUACGCAGUUUGCCAUGUACAUACGUCAAUGAUCAUGACAGGUAAAGAAUAACAGCCUUGUUAGUGGACAGUUAAUUCAUCACUAGAACAUGCAUCCUUGAGAUUACCAGGAACAUCCUGAUACAUUCAUGACAGGAGAAGAUACAUUCACUGGUACCGAGAGGCACUGAGUGGAGAUGGAAUGUGCACACUCCCUUCUCUGGUGCAGGAGAAGAUAUACAGCUAUUAACCUUUGUGUAGAGGCCUUGAGUAUCUGAGCGAGUUUCCAUAGCAUAGAAUAAUAAAAUGAGCUUAUAAGGUAAAUAUAUAUAUAUUGCCUUGUUAGGCAGGAACUAACAUGUCACAAGAACUUGUAAUUCUAAGAUGAGCAGAAGCAUCCUUGGUAACCGGUACAAGAAGAGACUGCAAUGUCUCACUCCCUUUUGGAGUUCCUGCAGCUGUUUUAGAGCUUGUGCAGGAGAGAAACACAGAGAGGCCUUUGAUAUUAUAACAUGAUCCCAUAAUGAAAAGAGUAGCAUGUAAGAAUGAAUAAUAAAAGAGCUUAUAUGAGAGUUACAUAUAUUUUCAGUCUCUGCCUGCACAAAUCUCCCUGUUUUUGCUCAAUUUGCAAUUUACAAAGCAAUGUAGCCUCUCCGUCAGCCAAUCAGACAGCUCUCCAUUAUGCAAUCAAAGCAUGUCCAGGAAAUACUGCCAGGAAAAUUGCACUUUUUUCAGAUAAAGAGGACUUUAUAUAAUUAUAUUUGAUUAGGUUGAUUAACCCUCCUCUUUUCCUGGGACAUUUCCACUGUUCACUUCCUUUUACACAUCAAGGGAUCAUUUAUGUCUAACCAAACAGAGAAGAAACACUUUAUAUGUUGAAAUUAAAAGUUCUCUUUAACUGAAAAGAGUGCAAUUUAACAGUUUUAGGAAUGGGCAAUGUGUCUUUUCUGUAAGUCAAAUAUGGUCACCCUAAUCAUGACACAUGAAUUACAACAAAGUAUUUUGCAGGCAGUGGAUGGUGACUGGUAGCUAACCAGCAGCAGAAAGCAGUUCAAUAAGCUGUUAAAUGGGUGUUUUUCUGUAAAGCAGUGUUUCCUGGACAUGCUUUGAUUGGAUAAAACAGAGCUGUCUGUGAUUGACUAUUGGAGAGGCUACUUGUUGAGGAGAGCAGGGAGAGACAGAGUUGAACCCACAGAGGGCUGCAGCUCCUGCACACAAGCGCAGAGCAGGUUCUGUUUGUGCAGACUCAUUACUGUACGCUCAAGUUGGUGGCACUAAGUCACUCAAUGAACUGGCUGGCUCGUUAAUGUCACUUCAGGGGAGUUUUCCGACCAUUUUACUUGACAUCAAAGCUUUUCGUUAUGGUUUGCGGCAUGUAAACAUGCUAGCGGAGUUAGCAUUAGCAUGUCGGUGCGGUAGCAUUUUCCUCUCUCUGAAGUCUGAACUAUAACCUUGAAAUGUUAACGGUGUGCUGCUGUUGCUGUCUUACCCUAAUGUGAUGUUGAGUGACUUACAUGAGUGCUGAGCAGGGUUUGCUCAUCAACAUAUAGGUUUUGCUGUAUCGCCCCUGCCCCUGAAUUGUCAACAAAGCUGUCGGGGCUUAAGGAAGGGGAGGAAGUCCUUUCUUGAUACUUCCUGUGUGCGACGGUGUAGUUCUAUAUUCAUUAAUUAUUAUUUCUGUUUCAGACUAAAAAAAACUCCUGUUCCAACUACACGUGUCGUGAUUGUGUUGAGCAUGUAGAUGUGAACAAAUAAAAAAAAGUCAACUGAAAAAAUUUAAAUAAAAAAAAAACCAAAAUGAUAGGGGGGCUGAAGCCCCCCUAAAACGGACCUAACCACGUCAGCGCUCUGUACAUAUGCUUUUGAAGAGCAAUUACUGUUGAAAAAGCAGAAGGACACUCUGCAUAGCCACAGUGAAAUCUAAUGUUAGUGACAUUUCUGUGCAUUUUAACAUGUCGAAUAAAUGGGAGUUGACGCAGCUUUGAAUUUACAAACAGUACACGUGUAAGACAUUUUGAACCAGAACGGCAGUUAACUCAAACUUUUUCUUUCUCAAAUAUUGGUGACUAGUCUUAUGAGCAAACAAUGUUUGACUUAAAGUCAGUAAAGAGAAAGGGCACUUACAUGCAAUGAUGAUCCACGCAUCUAUGUCGUGAAAACAGUCUUCGUCGUCCUGCAGCGGACUGGAGAACGUUGCGAAUCCCUUUUUUCCUGCAGCUGAAGUUUUUUCCCCCUGUUCUUUUUCUUUCUUGCAGCUGUUCGGUUAGAACCGGUUAGAACACCGCCAAAGAUUGCCGCGCAAUUCUCGGCUGGACCAAUUUGCGGCCCGGCAGCGUUCUUACGGUGCUGGCUACAGCUUGUGAACCGCUCAUUGAUUGUGUGAGCCAAGUGGUUUACCGGGCAUGAGCGCAUGAAUACUGGGACUCGAGAUGAAUCACCAGUAAAAUACACCAUUUAUAAAUAACACAAUAACUGCAUGUUAGUCAUCACCUACAUCGCAAAAUGCAGUUAAUAUUAUUAUCUAUCCGAUCUGACCGUUUUCCUGAAUAGUUAAUGAGUUGUACUGUGGGAGGCAGAAGAAAAAGUAGUUCCUAGCAACUGGGUAUAAUUCAAAGACUGUAGAAAAAAAUGACAAUUGGUAUGGUAUAAUUCAGAAAACUAAUUCUGAGACUUGGUGGAAGAAGUAAAAUGCAAUCAACUGAAAUAUAAUUAAAAUGUUAAUAAGUUAGUAUUAAUAAUUUGUAUUUCUGCACAUAUCUGUGCAGAAUUAAACAUUCUGUUCCUCAGAAAUGUAUCCAGCCAUAGUAAAUUUCAUUUAGACAUAUUUGUAGAUUAUAAAAAUGGCAUUUAAAAAGAAAGAAAAUCCACCUGGUUGGUCCCAGAGGGCUAUUUCUGUAGAUAGGGACCAUGAGUAACCUGCUAACCAGGUUAUGUCAAAUGUUUGUACAGUCAAACUUUAUUUUUUUAUUACAUUGGCUAUUUGCUAAAUGUAAGAUUCAGCUUCAUUCCAGCAUUAUUUAUAUUUACAAUAACUAUUUCUUUAGCAGAAAAAAAUAAUUUUAUAUCAACGCAGUAGUUUAUUAGUUGACUUUUUGUCAUGAAAUAUUUAGCUUUUAUUGUUACCUUUUAUCUUGCUUUUGAUAUUGAUGAUGCUGGUAGAAAUGUACCUACAGUUGUGUUAUAUGAGUGUUAUGUUACCAUACUUAAUAUUUAUUUUACUUCAUGCCAUUCUCUGAACUGUGGUCAGUCAGAAAUUUUGAAACAAGAAAACAUAAAAACUAGUAAAAAAAAUUUUAAAAAAGAAGCAUAGUGUGUGUGUGUGUGUGUGUGUGUGUGUGUGUGUGUGUGUUAGGGCUGGGGGUAAACGAUUAUUUUUAAAACGAUUAUUCUGACGAUUAUUUUAUCGAAUAGUCGACUAUUCUAAUGACUAUUUAGACCAGUGGUUCCCAAACUUAUUUAGCCGCGCACCCCCUUCUAUGUCCCGACCAUG